UAUAAGCCUUCUGGGGGGAGGGGAGAUGAUCGUGCUGAUGUGGAAUAAGUGCUCCUGCUGCCUCCUCUUACUAGCCGCGGUCCUGAUCAUGGAGAGCUCCCAGCUAGACAGCUCCAGCUCCAAGGUGAACUCCAUCAAGUCCACCCUGAUGGGGGAGGCUCCAACUCAGGCAACCAACAGAUCCGCAGGCAUCCACCAGGGACUGAAGCUUGCUAGCAGUAAGAAGGGGAAAAUGCUAGAGCAGAUAAGAAAACCUCCCAAGCACUAUCACCGGCAAGGAGAGAUCUAUCCUUGCACCAAUGACAAGGAAUGUGAAGUUGGGCGGUACUGUCACAGUCCUCAUCAAGCAUCAUCUGCGUGCAUGUUGUGCCGGAGGAAGAAGAAACGGUGCCACAGAGAUGGCAUGUGCUGCCCGGGGAAUCGCUGCAACAACGGUAUUUGUGUACCAGUAACUGAAAACAUCCUCACACCUCACAUCCCCGCACUAGAGGGGCCACGCAACAAGAAGAACAGUCAUUAUGCUAGCAAGGAUUUGGGAUGGCAAAACUUAGGGAGGGCGCAGUCCAAGCUGUCACACAUUAAAGGACAUGAAGGCGAUCCCUGCCUGCGGUCAUCAGACUGUAUUGAGGGACACUGCUGUGCUCGCCAUUUCUGGACCAAAAUUUGCAAGCCUGUAUUGCAUCAGGGGGAGGUGUGCACCAAGCAGCGCAAGAAAGGCUCCCAUGGACUAGAGAUUUUCCAGCGAUGUGACUGUGCCAAAGGGCUGUCUUGCAAAGUAUGGAAAGAUGCAACCUCUUCUUCUAAAUCAAGACUUCACGUGUGUCAGAAAAUCUGAAGGGUAGAUAGUACUAAGUAUUAAGUGACUGGUUUUCUGUAUUUAAUGUGUUACAGUAUGCUGGGAAAUGAGGACUGCAUGUGAAAGAGGAAUGGCUAAAUUAACAAGGUAGGAGUAGAAAAAAGUCACAUCAAAUGCAUUUCUUUUUAAGCUGGUGGAAAACACCGGAGCAGCCAGAGAUUUCCCACUGUGCAGUAAAUAACUGUAAAUAACUCGUACAGCCUGUGGGAAAUGCUAGUAUGCAAAUAAGUACAGUGGAAAUUUAAUGCCAUUUACCUUGCUGUGUUGUCCCAUGAUGUUCCAGGGGCCAGUAUAAGGGCUGCAGUGAUUUUCCACCGUGGCAAUGCCUGCUAAAUAAAUUGUAUACAUUGUACUCCUAUAGGAAGCUGUGCAUUCCAGGAAGACUUGUCUGUCAACACAUUAUCAGUGACUAAAAUAUUAUACAUUGCAGGUGCGAGGGAUGGAAAUACAGUUACUGUGAAUCUCCAUACACUUGUCAUGCAGGGCUGACGCUUCAGCAAAGAAAGCAUGCUUGCAGGACUGCUACGAGAGUCCUGAAUUUUGUAGGCCCUCACAAAAAGGUGAGAACUUGCCACCUCAUCAUUUCAAGACAGCAAGCAGUUUCUCUAAUCAGAGUCAUUUAAACAGGGUUUUCUUUCUAUAUUUAGGCGAACUGAAAUGCUUUAUGUAGUUCAAUGUCAUAGUAGGGCACUUAAUCGCUUGUAUUUGUCUCGGUUUACUGCUAGUGUACAUUGGAUUGAACAGAUGGAACAAAUACAUGCAUGCUGAAUCCAGAAUUAUAUACAGGCAGUUGCUCAUUAGACCUAAAUAUUCUUUCUUUUCCUAAACGUACUUGCAUUAUAGACAUUUCCAAAGAGAUAGUGGAGUGUUGAAUAUCUAAGUAAUAUCUUAGUGCUAGAAAUUCAACACUAAGAGACAUGAAAUUGUGCCAGAAGAUGUAGGCACUUGUUGGGGAAUUUAGAUUGUACUGCUAUAAACUCAAAGUUUUACUUUUCAAUAGUAGCAAUGGGCUACAGUUUGCUAUUAAUGCUAAAUCUGAUUGCAUUCUGCAAAUGGAUUUCUUUUUUAGCGGUAGCAAAGAAAAAGUUGGCACUUCCUCUCCUGCAGAAAACAAUGCAAGAAAAUAUGGUAGAGCCACAGAAGACUUAUUAUGCAUCAUGUGAUGAUGCAGCAUACCAGUUUCUGGCAUGUAUCUAACAUGAACUCGAUCUCUUCUAAAGGGAUCUUCUCUGGAUUUUUCUGUCAGGAAUUCUGGAAGUACCUGGACUAUGGAAACAACUCUGUGUUGUUUGUGUAGCAGUUAGAAGUUGAAGGAUGGAGACUAUCCUUUUUUUCCUCACAGUUCUUUUUAAACUUUUGUCCAUUUUACUUGUUCACAAGUAAUUCUUGUGUAUAGAUGUUGAUAAAGAGUCUGAUAUUUCUUUUAAGAAGUCUGGUUCUAUAACUGACCUACUGCUAAUCUGUAAUUACCCAUUUGUAAUUUACUUAGUUUCACAUUUUGUAACACACAAGACUUUUCUGUUUCAUCAGUUCUGAACAUAUAUACACCAAUACGUAGUUUUGAGACCAUGUCAUCCUGUACCUAAAACACUUUUUCCACUGAUACAUCUCUACCAGUGGUUGUUUUGAAGUUACACCUUAUGCGCCCACUGAGGCUUAGAUUUCCUAAUAAGAAUACAUUGCCUUUAGACUUAAGAGUCUAAAAAAAGAGAAAGGAAAGAAAAUUAAGAGUAAUUCAUAAGUCUCUUACCUUACUGGAGUUAUUUUUUAAUUGCCGUAAGGGGUUCUGGGGUUUUUUAACAGUCUCAGUUAGACUUCAGUCUCACAGUCCUAUCAGCUCCGCUUUGGUUAUUUCAAAGGAGUUCUUGUACCUAAAACAGGAAUAAGGUUCAGAAAUAGCAUAAUUUCAAGAUAUUGAAAAAGCGCAGGAACCAAAUCUGUGUUAUUUACACUGACAGCACAUGCUCAGCAGAGGAGAUCUGUUGCCUUCAUUGCAAUUAUGUGUACAAGAAAGUGUAAUCCAAAUGGAGCUGUGGGGUCGCAGAAAUAGGCUCAGCAAUUUUGAGCUUUUAUCAUUAGCUUGACCCUCUCCCUUUUCCUCUUACAAAACACAGUUAUGUGUGAUAAUUUAUUUACAGGAAAUGUUUAAUGAGAUGUAUUUUCUUAUAGAGAUAUUUCUUACAAAAAGCUUUGUAGCAAAGUAUAUUUGCAGCCUGUUGACUUUUAAUGUAGAAAAAUGUAUAAUAAGAUUAAAUAUAUUAAAUGUCCUUUCCCAUUUCUCCACAAA
Messenger RNA from Lagopus leucura (white-tailed ptarmigan), 3143 nucleotides. RefSeq names its product dickkopf WNT signaling pathway inhibitor 2 (gene DKK2). Gene Ontology annotation, cellular component: extracellular region. The record is from RefSeq and is a predicted model, not a curated record. Gene Ontology annotation, biological process: multicellular organism development; negative regulation of canonical Wnt signaling pathway. The transcript is spliced from 4 exons. Gene Ontology annotation, molecular function: receptor antagonist activity; co-receptor binding. Bases 26 to 835 code for a protein of 269 amino acids. NCBI's taxonomy places the organism in Eukaryota, Metazoa, Chordata, Aves, Galliformes, Phasianidae.